Molecule: messenger RNA, 1797 nt
Organism: Anopheles merus
Lineage: Eukaryota; Metazoa; Arthropoda; Insecta; Diptera; Culicidae
Exons: 7
Coding region: 31-1491 (486 amino acids)
Biological process (GO): proteolysis
Molecular function (GO): serine-type endopeptidase activity
Source: RefSeq, a predicted model, not a curated record
UUAAAUGUCUCAAAAAUUAUUAUUCACCCUAUGUACAACGCACGUAAAAAAAUUUAUGAUAUUGGAUUAUUGAAGCUCGCGACAAAUGUGAAUAUACAAACAACUGUUGUACCGGCCUGUCUAUGGUUGGAUGAUAAUAUAAGCAUUGCCAAUGUUAAAAUGAUUGGAACAAAUGAAUUUUUUGACACAAAAUCUAUAGUGCAGACCACGAGGAUCACAUUAAAAAAUGCCGAAAAAUGUCAACCAUACCUCAAUUAUAUCUCGGUACUCACUGGAUUCUCACUUACAGUACAUCAGAUGUGUGUCUUUUACGAAUUCGAAGAACACUGGCGAUGGAAAAGUGGACUAGUUUAUGUGGAUUUGAUUUAUGAUAACCACAUUGUUCCAUUUGUGAUUGGAACGGCCUCGUUUGCUCCGAUUGGCGGUUUACAUAGACUGCAUGGAUUUAGCAAACUGUCCAAAUUUGUUGACUGGAUAGCCGAAACCAUGCGCGAGGAAGGGGCCGGUGUAUCGUUUGAGCCGUUGGUUUGUGCCAAGCGUCAUUUAAAAUAUCGACGUCGAAUAAACAGCACAACAUUAGUCGAGCCGAACAUCGCUGUUGACACCACGGUAUUCAUUCACGGCAAUCCGAAUGCACCUCACACAAGGAAUUGUGAAGGAGCACUAAUAAGAAAAGAUGCCGUGAUCACAUUGGCACAGUGUGCGAGAAAUUUAAUGUCUUAUUCUUCCAGAGUUGUUUUAGCCGAUGGGUCAUUCAUUGCGAUUCGAGAUAUCAUUAUUCACCCCGACUACGCGGACGAUUCUCUCUACAGUAAUAUAGCAAUUUUAAAGCUUGUCUCGGAAGCACCUGUUACUCCUAUCGAAAUAGCACCAUAUUAUUCAAAACACGAUAAAAUUACAUUGUACGCCAGUGUGAUCAAUGGUGACCAAUCAAAAAAUAAUAAGUUUUUCUCCGUCGAUGGACAUAACGUGCGAUUCAGUUACGAAUGUAACCCGUCGGAGGAGCAUCAUUCUCGACUUUUGAAAGGAUUGCAUCCUGAACAUAUGUGUCUACAGAACAAUCAUACGCUUGUGCCGGGUAGCUGCGAGGCACACCCAGGUUCAGCUGUAUAUUGGUAUCGUAAUGAUACAAAAUACUUGCUAGGGCUGUACAUGCAUGGGGAAAACUGUGGCUUCGGAGAACAAGCGCUCGGUCUGUAUGUGUAUGCAUACAAUGCAUGGAUCCACUCAGUUAUCGAUACACCAUCGCAACAUUCUCUGGGCUACGUUUUUCCAUUCUUAAAAACAUCGGACGAAUGUUCUUACCCAGAUGGUGCGACAGGUACUUGCGUAAGCCAUAUAAACUGUCUCAAUAUAUCGAAAAGAGCUGGAAAAAGUUUGCCAAUAUUUUACUGCAGUAGCAGAGCAAUUGUGUGUUGUCCUCGACAUUUGGAAGCACAGAAGGAAGAGGAACAUGAAGGAAUAGCGUUUGCUUUGUACCGUACUGUAUAAAACUGUCUUCAAACUUUGUUUGCAAAAAAAAUUGUUUGAAUCUGGCGUAGUCAAACUCUCCAUAUUAAUUUAAUAACGACACUGCACUUGAAAUGUGACGCAACAAAAGAUGCGUAGUCAUGGCUCGGGACAACGUGAAUCCGGUUGACCAUUUUGUUAGCCAAAUAAAACUGUAGCGUUGAUAGAUGUGACUUUCUUAUCUGUAGCACCUCACUUAAAUUUUAGUUCAUUUCAUUUACAGGUUAUUCGCCAUCUGGAAAAAGUUAGCACAACCAGUAAAAAUAUGAACGAUACUGUCUUUUUAAC